Messenger RNA from Zingiber officinale, 384 nucleotides. RefSeq lists its product as uncharacterized. NCBI's taxonomy places the organism in Eukaryota, Viridiplantae, Streptophyta, Magnoliopsida, Zingiberales, Zingiberaceae. The record is from RefSeq and is a predicted model, not a curated record. The coding region runs from base 1 to 384 and encodes 127 amino acids. The transcript has a single exon.
AUGACAACCCUUUUGUACAGGUUCACCGGCAACGAGAUCCAGCUGAUCGGUCAGACAAGGUUGGCUAUAUCACUCGGAGAAGAGUCACUUCGAAGGACCAGGACCACCACCUUCAUUGUCGUGGACGCCCCAUCAGCCUAUAAUGUCAUCCUGGGCAGGCCGACCCUCAACGAAUUUCGGGCGGUAGUCUCAACCUAUUGCCAGAAGAUCAAGUUCCCCGUAGAGGACCAGGUCGAGGAAGUCAAAGGAGAUCAACUGGCUGCUCAGCGUUGCUACGUCGAGAUGGUGAAGGCGGAGGCUAAGUCUUCUCGGAAAGCUCCUCGACACGAGGUAAACACCAUAACCGAAAAACCUCUUAUUCUAGUUUAUGAAGAGAAAGAAUAG